This is a messenger RNA of Vitis riparia (riverbank grape), 1977 nucleotides long. RefSeq names its product rust resistance kinase Lr10-like. The record is from RefSeq and is a predicted model, not a curated record. Lineage: Eukaryota; Viridiplantae; Streptophyta; Magnoliopsida; Vitales; Vitaceae. The transcript has 3 exons. Gene Ontology annotation, molecular function: ATP binding; protein kinase activity; polysaccharide binding. The coding region runs from base 159 to 1886 and encodes 575 amino acids. Gene Ontology annotation, biological process: protein phosphorylation.
GAAAAGUUAUUCCAUGCCUCCACUGUAUCUGAGUGGAAAUUUCCUUUUUCAUUUUAUUUUUCUUUCUCUGCACAAUUAAGAGAUUGAAGAGAGGGAGAACCCCGAGUCAUAAGGCUUCUGCACAGGAGGUUAAGGAGCUCUACUCCCAACUCCAAAAGAUGUGUAAUUCCUUGAAAAUGGCACUCUCUCUGUCUUCCUUCUUGUUUGUUAGCAUCUUUGCAGAGGUUGAUGAGUGCAAGGAAUCAAGAUGCGCUGUCCAAGGUCCAUCCAUUCGGUUCCCAUUCUGGCUUAAAGACCACCAGCCAGACCACUGUGGCUACCCUGGGUUUAAGCUAUCAUGCUCAGAGAAGAAUCAGACCAUGCUACACCUCUCACACUCAGUAAAACUUUUGGUGAGAAAGAUAGAUUACAAAUCUCAGGAAAUUCUUGUUCAUGAUCAAGAUGAUUGCCGUCUAACACAGUUUUUAAUCCUCAAUUUAUCGUCAUCUCCUUUCCAUUUUCUACAAGAAAAACAAGUAGACUACAGUCUAUUUAAUUGUUCAUCAACUAAAACAGACUCAGAGUUUCAGCCAGUCCCGUGCCUUAGUGUCCCCGCUUACCCAGUUUAUGCUGUUACUUCCUGGGAUCUUAUCCGUUACUUGAACCUAUCUUCUUGCCUCAAGAUUCACAUCUCACUCCCAUAUCAAACGCUUGAGCCGGAAAAUCUUUUUACUAUGAAUUGGGUGAAACCUAUGUGCAAGAGCUGUGAAACAGAAGGCAAGAAAUGCAGACUGAAGAAGAGUAGUAGCGAGGAACCUCACACAGAAUGUAUCAAAGGUGCAUCAAAAACACCAAUGGUCACAGGUGUAACGCUUGGUUCAAUUUUUCUUAUGCUUGGAGUCAUUACGCUCUAUCACAAGUAUAGCUCAAACAAAUUAGAAAGAGAAAAUCAAAUGAAGAUUGAAAAAUUCUUGGAAGAUUACAUAGCCCUCAAGCCGUCAAGAUAUUCUUAUGUUGAUGUUAAGAAAAUUACCAAUCAAUUUAAGGAUAAAUUAGGAGAAGGGGGUUAUGGGAUUGUGUAUAAAGGAGAACUUUCUAACGAAGUUUUUGUUGCAGUCAAGAUCCUUAAAAAUUUCAAAGGAAACGGAGAAGAGUUUAUCAAUGAAGUCGAAACAAUGGGUACAAUCCACCAUGUCAAUGUGGUUCGCUUGGUUGGCUUUUGUGCUGAUGGAUUUAGGCGAGCUCUUAUUUAUGAGUACCUACCGAAUGAGUCGCUAGAAAAGUUCAUAUUUUCAACAACCUUUAAAAACUAUUCACUCAGUUGGGAAAAGCUUCAAAAUAUUGCUCUAGGUGUAGCAAAGGGAAUUGAAUAUCUUCAUCAAGGUUGUGAUCAAAGAAUCCUCCAUUUUGAUAUCAAACCCCAUAAUAUUUUGCUUGAUCACAAUUUUAAUCCAAAAAUAUCUGACUUUGGCCUAGCUAAAUUGUGUUCUAAGGAACAAAGUGCAGUUUCUAUGACUACGGCAAGGGGAACCAUGGGCUAUAUUGCUCCAGAAAUGCUAUCUAGGAAUUUUGGGAAUGUGUCCUAUAAGUCAGAUGUAUAUAGUUUUGGAAUGUUAUUACUUGAAAUGGUAGGAGGAAGGAAGAAUAUUGAUGUUACAGUCGAAAACAGUAGCCAAGCAUACUUCCCAGAAUGGAUUUAUAAUCAUUUGGAUCAAGGAGAAGAAUUGCAUAUUCGAAUUGAGGAAGAAGGAGACACUCAAAUAGCAAGGAAAUUGACAAUUGUGGGACUUUGGUGCAUUCAGUGGUAUCCUGUAGAUCGUCCUACUAUGAAACUUGUGGUUCAAAUGUUGGAAGGAGAAGGAGAAAGCUUAACCAUGCCUCCAAACCCCUUCACUUGCACCCGGUGAGAGCAAGCCUAAAAGAUCUCUUGGAUAAGAGUUCACAAUUAUUUGAGAAUUUGAAUGAAUUAAAGAAAAUAUAUCUAUGGUUUUACUAUUA